AUGUUCCUGAUAUAGCAUGUGAGAUAAGGAGUCGUGUGUAUUCAUAGAGGACGGGAUAAAGUGUGUACGUAGGACAUAGGGGGACAAGGCUGAGCCUAUCCGAGCAGUCUCCGCCCAGCUCCAACACACACGCACAGGACAUGGCACCUACAGAUCAUAUAAUGGAAUUGCAACUCAAAAAUGAAGAGAACCGUCUGAGAUGGGAUCUAACUCCAGAACAGAUACGGCUAAAGACCAUUGAGCUCACUGAGAAAACCAAGCGUGUGUAUGAUGACGUUGGGCGUCUUGAUAUAAACUCUGUCACCUAUGAAAAUACUUUAAAAGCUCUGAGUGAUGUAGAAGUUGAGUAUGCAGUUGAGAGGAGUAUGCUGGAUUUCCUUCAGCAUGUGUCAACGAACAAAGAUGUCCGGACCGCAAGUACUGAGGCCGAUAAGCAAUUGUCUGAAUUUGACGUAGAGAAAAGUAUGAGGGAAGACGUCUAUAAAAGACUUGAGCAUUUGCAGUCAGUGCUACCUCCUGAUUCCUUGAAACCAGAGGCAAAAAGGCUUUUGGAGAGGUUGAUCAAACUGGGUCAGAGAAAUGGUCUAAAUCUUUCAUCUGAGUUGCAACAGAAAAUCAAGGAUAUCAAGAAGAAGAUGAGCACUCUUUCCAUUGACUUCAGCAAGAAUUUAAAUGAAGACAUCACAUUUCUGCCUUUCACCAGGGAAGAGCUAGGAGGGCUUCCUGAUGACUUUUUGAAUUCCCUGGAGAAAGAUGAAGAUGGAAAACUAAAGGUUACUUUGAAAUAUCCUCAUUAUUUCCCGCUGAUGAAAAAAUGCUUUGUUCCUGAAACACGGAGAAAAGUGGAGUUGGCUUUUAACUCCCGCUGUAAAGAGGAGAACAACAAAAUUCUUUGUGAACUUGUCAAGUUAAGAGAAGAGAAAAGCAGUUUACUUGGCUUUGAGACACAUGCAGAUUUUAUAUUGGAGAUGAACAUGGCAAAGAACAGCAAAACUGUGGCAAGCUUCUUGGAUGAAUUAUCACAAAAAUUGAAACCUUUGGGAGAGCAAGAAAGAGCUGUCAUGUGGGAACUCAAGAAGAAGGAGUGUGAGAAGAGAGGUCUUGAAUUUGAUGGCCAGAUUAAUGCCUGGGACAUGAGGUACUUUAUGAACCAGGUAGAAGAGACCACAUACAGUGUGGACCAGAAUCUUCUAAAAGAGUAUUUUCCAAUGGAAGUGGUCACCUCUGGUCUGCUGAAUAUUUAUCAAGAGCUGCUAGGCCUGACCUUUGAAUUGGAGAAGGGUGCUCCUGCGUGGCACGAGGAUGUGUCCUUGUUCUCUGUGAAAGAUGUAGCAACAGAACAGCUUCUAGGAAAAUUCUAUCUUGACUUGUACCCUCGGGAGGGAAAGUAUUCCCAUGCAGCUUGCUUUGGGCUGCAACCAGGGUGCCUUUUACCCGAUGGCACAAGACAGAUAUCUGUGGCUGCCAUGGUUGCCAACUUCACCAAACCCACACAGGAUGCCCCAUCUCUUUUACAGCAUGAUGAAGUGGAGACGUACUUUCAUGAAUUUGGGCAUGUAAUGCAUCAGCUUUGUUCUCAGGCAGAUUUCGCAAUGUUUAGUGGAACACAUGUAGAGAGAGAUUUUGUUGAAGCACCAUCUCAAAUGCUGGAAAAUUGGGUAUGGGAGAGGCAGUCACUUCAAAGAAUGUCAAAACAUUACAAAACGGGUAUUCCCAUUCCUGAAGAGACUUUGGAAAAGCUUAUAAAAUCUCGUCUGGCAAACACAGGUCUGCUGAAUCUUCGCCAAAUAGUCCUGGCUAAGAUAGACCAAGUGUUGCACACACAUAAGAAUAUGGAUCCAGUAGAUGAGUAUAGUAAAUUGUGCGAUGAUAUUCUUGGAGUGCCAGCAACAGCCGGGACAAAUAUGCCUGCAACUUUUGGACAUUUGGCUGGAGGGUAUGAUGCCCAGUAUUACGGCUACUUAUGGAGUGAGGUGUAUUCCAUGGACAUGUACCACGCACGGUUUAAAAAUGAAGGAAUCAUGAGCCAGAAGGUGGGUGCAGAUUACAGAAACUGUAUCCUAAAACCUGGGGGAUCUCUGGAUGCCAUUGUAAUGCUACGUAACUUCCUUGGGCGUGACCCGAAGCAGGAAGCAUUCCUAGAGAGCAAAGGACUGACCAAUCUGUCAUGACCAGUGACUUCUACCUGCUAGUAAACCUUCCAAACACAAUAAGGUUUGAACUAUCCCAAAUCUCAGGAUAGUUGAAUAGUGACUUCUAAACGGUUGUUUUUUGCACAUCAGGCUAACAAUUGCUGCACACAGGUAUUCCUAUAUACCCAGUGGCAGAACUCAUGAACAAACAUUUAAAAAUUUGAAACAAUGUGCUCUUGUUCCAUUUUUGUAUACUUUGGACUUAUAGGAACAACAUUAAAUGUGUUGUUAAUUAAACAUCUACUCUUCAUCCCCUUAACACAACAAGAACUCGAUUUGGUCAACACUCUACUUACCUACUUGAAGUACGGGUCUAUGAACCCAUUACCACUGUGUAAAUUACAAGUACCUAUUGAAAUAAACAAUUUGAUCCCACAA
Molecule: messenger RNA, 2570 nt
Organism: Rana temporaria (common frog)
Lineage: Eukaryota; Metazoa; Chordata; Amphibia; Anura; Ranidae
Gene: THOP1
Product: thimet oligopeptidase 1
Exons: 13
Coding region: 141-2171 (676 amino acids)
Biological process (GO): proteolysis; peptide metabolic process
Cellular component (GO): mitochondrial intermembrane space
Molecular function (GO): metalloendopeptidase activity
Source: RefSeq, a predicted model, not a curated record